AAUUAUUUGAUUUGACGUCUGUGGAAAGUUAAAAUAUUGACAAAAUGUUUGUAAUUUUUAUCAGGAAAAUUUAAAAAUAUUCAAGAUAACAAUUUCCGUUUAUUUUUAUCAUACUAAUACUGUUCAAAGUAUAAUUAUAUAUAAAUAGUAUAAUACGGUUAGCCGUAGUGGUGAUGACGGCCGCGUUUUUGUAAUCACAUAUCAAAUUGCUCAGUUACGAGUGAAUAGUGAUUAUAAUUACACAAUAAACAAUAAGGCAGUUUAAAUAAACAUGUUUAUUUAUAUGAAAGCACAAUACAAUUGCGCUGUAUAAACAAGAACUUAGUAACCUUUCAAUGGAAACACAAAUUAAUUUUUAAAAUUAUUUAAUGUAAAAAAUGACAAUGAAAGAAUGGAGUAAAUUAUUUCCCAAUAAAGAAGCAUUCAUAAUAUUUUCUCUAUAUAUUAUACUAUUUGUAUUUCAAGGUGUAUUUAUAACUGCUUCAAAAACUGAAAACGGAGUGUAUGACUACAACACAACACUUGUUGUGUUUCUCUCUGAAUUGCUGAAACUUGUUAUAUCUGGUGUAUUGUAUACAUACAAAAAGAAAAAUAAGCCAAACAUUUUCAGAGCUGUGAUUAUAAACUAUAACUUGGCUCUAUAUUACUUCAUCCCAUCUCUGCUGUAUUGUUUUUACAACAAUCUAGCGUUUAUAAACUUGUCACAUUAUGAUCCAACAUCAUACUACAUCCUCCUGCAGUUUAGAGUUGUAUUGACGGCGCUGAUUUUUCAGUUCCUGUUUAAAAAGAAACUCACCUUCAUUCAAUGGAUCUCACUCGGUGUCCUCACAUUGGGAUGUAUGAUAAAGAAUUUCGACGCUGCUACAAUGUCGGCAAAGGAAGAUACGGAUCUCUGGUCACAAAUAUUCAACAUAUACUUUUUGUCAAUCAACUUUCAAAAUUUUUGUUCUUGUCUAGCCGGCACUUACAAUGAAUAUCUGUUAAAAACGAAGGGAUCAAACGUGGAUAUAUUCCUUCAAAACGUCUACAUGUAUUUGGAUUCUGUUAUAUGCAAUUUUUUCAUUUUGAUGUACAAAGGUGAACUGGGAAACGUAUUUAGCGAUUUCCAGUCUCUAGGCGAUGUGUUUGUUAUACUCAUCACUGUGAAUAGUGCCAUAGUAGGUAUAGUGACUAGCUUUUUUCUAAAAAAUUUGAAUUCGAUCCUCAAAACGUAUGCCAGUGCUCUAGAGUUGAUAAUAACAGCUGUAGUGUGUUAUAUACUUUUCAAAAUACUUAUUACGUGGUACACUAUUCUGUCCAUUAGCUUAGUUAGCGUUGCUGUUGCUAUGUAUAUGAAAAAUCCUGUGAAUAAUGUUAAUCCCAAUGAAGAUGACAAAAAACCACUCAUGGAAGUAGUUGUAGACUGAAUUUUGAAUUUUUAGCGUUAAAAAAUUUGACUGAAACCCUGACUUCAAUUGAGCUAUACGAGAAAAUUUGUGUUAAGUGGCCAUUUGCUGCGCUCCUUCAAGGUUAAGUUACACAAAGAUAGUUUCAAUGACCUUAUCGCCUUCGCCUUGUAUAAACAAAUGAUGGGAGAAUCGUUUUUCAAAAGCAAUUGAUCGACCUUCUGAAUUAUCUUUGGUAACUGCGUGUGUGUACCAAUAUGUAAUUGUAUUGCACCAUUCAGUUGGAAAUAAAUGGAGGAGGGAAUGAAUAAACGAUAGUAAGCGAAUAUUGUAGCAUUUUCUUAUUACAAAAUUAGAUAUUUUGCUGAAGGGGUCAAAGGAUUUCCUAAAUUCAGCAAAAUUACCCAAGUCUAAUGAAAGAAAAAGUGUUAAACGCGUGUCCGGUUGAAACCUAAAGAUGUCAAAUGAUUGAAAUUUUCUUACGUGAUUGUAAUAGCGUCAACGUGUUGCUAUGGUUACUCCUGGCGCAUCGUACGCAUCGCAUCAAAUGUAAUUUAGGAUUCUUUGUAAAGAAAGUCGUACAAAUGCGUCCACUGAUCCGCAUCGUACGGAUCCGCAUCGUACGUCGCAUCUGCAUCAAACGGAUUUUAUUAAAAAUAAAAAUCUGUUGGAUGCGACGCGUCCGAUACGUACGAUGCGGAUCAGUGUACGACUACCAUUACUGUACAUCGCUAUCACCUGAAAAUGGGAAACCCGCAUUGAUGUAAAUUGAAGCGAAUAGGCUCAAAACUUAUAAACAGAAUUGAAAAAUUCUUUCACUGAUGGAAAGCUACAUAACAGCGAGUAACAUUGGCUAUAAAAUAUGUCCCCAUAUUCCCACGGGAAAUGGCGCCGCGGCGAGUUCGCUAGUAGUUCAUAACGAUCUCAAUAACUUUCUUUUUACGAGUACCUACUUAGUGAUAAGUCAGUAUUAUUAUAUUCAUUCGAAGGAAGUGAUAGUAACUUUAGACAUUAUAUCGUGAUACCUAAUAAUUAUUUAAAGGACAUUAUAUCUUUCAAAUAUACCUAUUAAGUGACAUUUAUUUUAAAUUUAAUUAACUAUCUACCAUUAUUAUGACAAUUACUAAUAACAAAACCAUGUAGAUUAAUUAGGUAGUAGGUAUUCGUGUCUUUAAUAAUUGACCCCAAUCACACUAAAAACUUGACUAAAUUAAAUUUUAAUUUAAAUCACACAAAUGUGUUUUAUGAUAAAUUAGUAAAAAUUAAAUCUCGUUAAUCUGUCCAUUCUGAAUUGGAAGACGUUUUGUAACUAGGAGGCUUAAAAUUAUUCUUUUCUACCUAUUCUGCCAAAGCCAUUAUAAUCCAGACUCAAUAGUAUUGUCUACAUUGUACUAUAGCUUGGCAAAUUCGCUCGUAACACUGUUGAUGGUCUGCGGGGGCCGGGACAGAUAAACCCACAACUGAUGCUCCCCAUCCAGCCUCUAACCCACGUGCACGACUUCACACCCGCGCAGUCCUUCCCUCCCCGUCGCCCGCAUAUCAUGAGAGUGUCAUCAACGAACUGGGUCGGGAGGUGGUGACAGAUAAACCCACAACUCAUGCUCCCCACUUCCAGCCUCUACCCCGCGCGCCCGACUUUACAACUGCGUCCUUCCCUCCCCGUUGCCCGCAUAUCAUGAGAGUGUCAUCAACUUGCCAACUUGCCAAGCUAUAACUUACCUAUGACAGGUGCUUAUUGUGACAAACUUUAAUUAAUCUUUAUAAAAUUGGUACAUCGUUUUUAGGUAGGAAAAACUGGCUAAUGUAAUGUGUUCUUUGUUGUUAAGUCAUUACAUAAUUAAUAUAUUAGGUAUAAAUUAUUUUUUUUAUUAGUAAAUAUAUAUUAUCUUGUAAUUUAUUGGUUUCAUAAAUUACCUAAUAAGUAAAAAAAUUACAAGUCCUUUUAAUAAACAUCUGACUUGACUGAAUAGUGUUUGUUCUGCUUUUUUUCAAUGUUUGUUACCUCGUAACUUCGUAAUUUCUUAACCAAUUUUGAAAAUUCUUUUUUUAUUAGAAAGUAGCACAUACGAUGUUAUUUUUUGCUUUUUAGUUUAUUUUUGUGAUUUUGUAGUCGGUCGGUUUCGCUAUAAGACCAUUGAGUGAACAUUUGAAUGACUCAACAUUCCACAUGGCGGUAAUCUCGUGAGCCACAUGGCGGUAAUCUCGUGAGCGAGGUACAAGUUUGGUAUUGUUAUAUUCCUGGAAACUUUGUCUAUAUGUACACACUUGCCCAUCAUGUCAUGACACGACACGUGGUGUCACGUAAAGCCGGAUUUAUAUUUGUCUGACGUGUCGUGUCGUGACGCAUCAGAACAGAAUCGGUAUUAUACAUUUUGUAUGCGACACAUCAGAAACCAUCACGACAUGUCACAACACAUAAGUGUAAACGUUGCCAUACAAAAUGUAUGACUCCGAUUCUGGUCUGAUACGUCACGACACGACACGUCAGACGAAUAUAAUUCCUCCUUUAACUUCCUUCCUAACUUCCGACCCACUGGUAGUCUUUACAAAUAGUCAAACUGGACUUGCUUGUAAUCUAAGCCUACUUGAAAUAAAUGAUUUUUAAUUUGAUUUGAACAGUUAAGUUUUAUGUAACUACUAAAAAUUUUAAAAAAUGUUAUUAUUUAUUUACUAUUUUAAUUAAGAGGUUCAUUUGUAUUUUUUAUUAUAGUAAACCAGUGUCUACUUGUAUGCUAACGUAAUAAUAUGUUAAAUUUUAUUUUUUGACCAUGUAUGUAGGUGCUAUAUCCUGUAGUUUUAUUUUUAACUGUAUAAACAUGAAUACCAAUAGACUAGGUAGGUAGAUUUGUUUUUAAUAAAAAAAUAAAGAAUG
Molecule: messenger RNA, 4257 nt
Organism: Bicyclus anynana (squinting bush brown)
Lineage: Eukaryota; Metazoa; Arthropoda; Insecta; Lepidoptera; Nymphalidae
Gene: senju
Product: UDP-galactose transporter senju
Exons: 4
Coding region: 378-1406 (342 amino acids)
Biological process (GO): pyrimidine nucleotide-sugar transmembrane transport
Cellular component (GO): Golgi membrane
Molecular function (GO): UDP-galactose transmembrane transporter activity
Source: RefSeq, a predicted model, not a curated record